This is a messenger RNA of Vicugna pacos (alpaca), 1319 nucleotides long. Lineage: Eukaryota; Metazoa; Chordata; Mammalia; Artiodactyla; Camelidae. The record is from RefSeq and is a predicted model, not a curated record.
CGCCCACCCGAGCCCCGAGCGCCGUCGUGUGCCUCUGCCCUUUGCAGGAACGCGCUGAUGUUCAACAACGAGCUCAUGGCUGACGUCCACUUCGUCGUGGGGCCCCCGGGCGCAGCCCAGAGGGUGCCUGCUCACAAGUACGUCUUGGCCGUUGGCAGUUCCGUCUUCUAUGCUAUGUUUUACGGGGACCUGGCAGAAGUCAAGUCAGAAAUCCACAUUCCUGACGUGGAGCCUGCAGCUUUUCUGAUCUUGUUAAAGUACAUGUACAGUGACGAGAUCGAUCUGGAAGCUGACACAGUGCUGGCCACGCUCUAUGCUGCUAAGAAGUACAUCGUCCCUGCAUUAGCAAAAGCCUGUGUCAACUUUCUGGAGACAAGUCUGGAAGCCAAAAACGCCUGCGUGCUGCUGUCCCAGAGCCGGCUGUUUGAGGAGCCUGAGCUGACCCAGCGCUGCUGGGAGGUCAUUGACGCACAGGCAGAGAUGGCCCUGCGGUCCGAAGGCUUCUGUGAGAUUGACUGGCAGACACUGGAAAUCAUCGUGACGCGGGAGGCCCUCAACACCAAGGAGGCAGUGGUCUUUGAGGCUGUUCUGAGCUGGGCUGAGGCAGAGUGCAAGAGGCAGGGCCUGCCGGUCACCCCCCGCAACAAGAGACACGUCCUGGGGCCAGCCCUCUACCUGGUCCGAAUUCCAACCAUGACCUUGGAGGAGUUUGCCAAUGGUGCCGCCCAGUCAGACAUCCUGACGCUGGAGGAGACCCACAACAUCUUCCUGUGGUACACGGCGGCCAACAAGCCCCUCCUGGACUUCCCCCUGACCAAGAGGAAGGGCCUUGCCCCCCAGCGGUGCCACCGCUUCCAGUCCUCUGCCUACCGCAGCAACCAGUGGCGCUACCGCGGGCGCUGCGACAGCAUCCAGUUCGCCGUGGACAGGAGGGUGUUCGUUGCAGGGCUGGGCCUGUACGGCUCCAGCUCCGGGAAGGCAGAGUACAGCGUGAAGAUCGAACUCAAGCGGCUGGGGGUGGUCCUGGCACAGAACUUGACCAAGUUUGUCUCCGACGGCUCCAGCAACACCUUUUCUGUCUGGUUUGAACACCCUGUGCAGGUAGAGCAGGACACCUUCUACACGGCCAGCGCCGUCCUGGAUGGCAGUGAGCUCAGCUACUUCGGGCAGGAGGGCAUGACGGAAGUGCAGUGCGGGAAGGUGACCUUUCAGUUCCAGUGCUCUUCCGACAGCACCAACGGGACCGGGGUCCAGGGCGGGCAGAUCCCUGAGCUCAUCUUCUACGCCUGAGGCUCUGUGGUGGCCGUGGGACGCUGGGA